This is a messenger RNA of Alligator mississippiensis (American alligator), 1296 nucleotides long. It is a transcript of the gene TMED4, whose product is annotated as transmembrane p24 trafficking protein 4. Gene Ontology annotation, cellular component: Golgi apparatus; COPII-coated ER to Golgi transport vesicle; endoplasmic reticulum-Golgi intermediate compartment. The record is from RefSeq and is a predicted model, not a curated record. Bases 21 to 728 code for a protein of 235 amino acids. Gene Ontology annotation, biological process: positive regulation of canonical NF-kappaB signal transduction; endoplasmic reticulum to Golgi vesicle-mediated transport; Golgi organization. NCBI's taxonomy places the organism in Eukaryota, Metazoa, Chordata, Crocodylia, Alligatoridae. The transcript is spliced from 5 exons.
CCGUCUGGCCACGGAGGCGCAUGCACAGUAAGCUGCUGGCAGCGGGUGCGACCAUGGCGGGCGGCGGGGGGCUCAGCGCGUUGUGGGUGCUGGCCGGUACGGUGCUGCUGGCGGGGACUGGUGCGCAUGCGCUCUACUUCCACAUCGGGGAGACCGAGAAGCGCUGCUUCAUCGAGGAGAUUCCGGACGAGACCAUGGUGAUCGGGAACUACCGCACACAGCUGUGGGACAAGCAGAGUGAGUCCUUCCUGCCCUCCACGCCGGGGCUGGGCAUGCACGUGGAGGUGAAGGACCCCGAUGGCAAGGUGGUGUUGUCUCGGCAGUACGGCUCCGAGGGUCGCUUUACCUUCACCUCGCACACUCCUGGCGAGCACCAGAUCUGCCUCCACUCCAACUCCACCCGCAUGGCGCUCUUCGCCGGUGGCAAGCUGCGAGUGCACCUGGACAUCCAGGUAGGGGAACACACCAACAACUACCCUGAGAUUGCUGCCAAGGACAAGCUAACAGAAUUGCAGCUUCGCGCUCGCCAGCUCCUUGACCAGGUCGAGCAGAUCCAAAAGGAGCAGAACUACCAGCGGUACCGCGAAGAGAGGUUCCGGAUGACUAGCGAGAGCACCAACCAGCGAGUGCUCUGGUGGUCCAUCGCCCAGACCAUCAUCCUCAUCCUCACUGGUGUCUGGCAGAUGCGGCAUCUGAAGAGCUUCUUUGAGGCCAAGAAGCUGGUUUAAAUGCCCUCCUUGCCCACCCCCCAUUCCCCUUUCUCCUUUCCCCCCACUGUCUUCCUAUCUCCUUUACCCCUGAGUUCAGUCUAGCACUGAUUUGCCAUGAGAAUAGCAGGCUUCUCUGCCUGGCAGGGAGCUGGGGGGCACUGUCAGGAUGCCGGCACUGGAGGGGAGGGGUACUGGGGGCCAAGGGGGGAGGGACUAGGAGCCCUGGGGGUACUGGGAGCCCUGGGGAGCUGUUAUCAAGCAGGAGGCAGGGGCUGCUUUGUGCCCCCACGGUGCCUUUAGCAGUGCCUGGCAGGUGGCCUGCUCUCUUAAGCGAGGCACAGCCAGGGGGUGGGGAGGGUGGGGAUUGGCAUGAGGGCAUCUGCCCAGUGCCAGUGCACAACAGAGGGUAGAAGAGGAAGCCAUCAGACCACUUAACCUAGCUUCCCCUCACCCGCAACGCAUCACGAGUGUCCCAGACUCCCUGCCCUCUUUUCUGUGCCCAGCCGCAGUCGCUGUCAUGGGCUUUGAAAAGAGGCAUUUUUGUUAUGAUUGUUUUAUGGAGCGCAAUAAAACACCCGUUCCAGUA